AUGUUACUUCUAAUACUUGUUGCCAUUAUAUCGUUAAAUACAGAUGUAAUUGCUACGACGCGAGAUGGUCGAUGUCCUCAACCACAAUAUGUUUCAAGUGGUUUACCAUGUUCAACUGAAGGAGAUGAUAGUGUUUGUCCAUGGAAUUAUAAAUGUUGUCCAUUGACAGAUGGUAUGAAAUGUUUUGCUCCAUGUCCUGAAUUCACUGAGCCAUGUAAACUUGAAUGUCCAUUUGGUUUAAAAGUGGGUUCAUCACCAUGUACUGUUUGUGAAUGUGCAUCGGAUCCAUGUCUUUCAGCUUCAUGUCCUCUAGGAACAAAAUGUAUUACAGGAGAAUAUGAACCAUGUGCUAUUAAAGGAAGAUGUGGGUUUAAGAGUGAAUGUAUUACUGAUCCAUCUAUUCAUGUUGAUCCUACUCCAAAACCAAACAAAUGUCCAGAUUAUUGGCCAAUAAUGGGUGAUGGUUUACAGACAUGUCGUGGUCCAGAUGCUUUGUGUCCUGGCAAGCAAAAAUGUUGUGAAGCUCCUGGAAUGAAUCAAUUCAAUUCACAAGA
Messenger RNA from Rotaria sordida, 554 nucleotides. Lineage: Eukaryota; Metazoa; Rotifera; Eurotatoria; Philodinida; Philodinidae. The record is from the annotation of a GenBank genome assembly.